Belonocnema kinseyi is the source of this 1457-nucleotide messenger RNA. RefSeq lists its product as uncharacterized. The transcript has 4 exons. The record is from RefSeq and is a predicted model, not a curated record. The coding region runs from base 33 to 842 and encodes 269 amino acids. NCBI's taxonomy places the organism in Eukaryota, Metazoa, Arthropoda, Insecta, Hymenoptera, Cynipidae.
AUACAUUUAAACAAAAUCUCCUUCUUCAAAAAAUGACUUCUAAUAAAGAUAGGAACAAACUGGAUCCACUUGUACCCUCUAGAAUUACUGCACCUUCGGCUCUGAGACAUGAUCCAACUUCAAUAGAAAAUAAAGAUCUUGAAUCGAACCCACCUACACCUAAUAUCCAAGAAUCUUUUCAAAAAACACUUUCGAAUGGAGCUUCAGAUGAGUUUAAGCAAAAUCUCGUCCUUGGAAGAAUGACUACUGAUAAAGAUAGAAACAGAGUGGAUACACUUGCCACCUCUAGACUUGUUAGACCUUUAGCUCUGAGAUAUAUUCCAAGUUCAAGAAACAAUGAGGCUCUCAAUUUGAGUAGACCUAGACCUAAUAUUCAAGAACCUUCUCAACAAACACGUUUAAACGACGCAUCAGAUAAUUUUAAAUUGAACCUUCUCCUUGGAAGAAUGACUACUAAUAAAGAUAGAAACAGAUUGGAUCCACUUGCCCACUCUAGAAUGAAUACCCCUUUGGCUGCAAGACAUAAUCAACCAGCAGAAGCAAAUGCUAAAUUGCCUAGAGUCCGAACUGUCACUUUAGAACCUUCUAAAAAAAUGAGUUUACCAGAAGCAUCAAGUUUAAAAAAACUUGUCAUCAAAAGAAAGCCUUUGAAAAAUUAUGGUGAAAGGCACCCUGCAUCUCAAUUAAGUGAUGUCUCUAUUGCUGUUCGUGAUUUUCGCCAACACUCCAAUGAUGGAGAAUCUUUGGCUGCAGAAAGUUUCAGAAAUAUGUAUUCUGAUAGUGGAGAUUCGAAUAUACCAAUAAAGAAGCCAUCAAGACGAUCGACAAGAAAGCCGACCUAAGAAGGUAGCAGUAUUCUUUAUAUUCCAGAUACAUUGAAACUCUUCUAUAGCGCCAAAUUUGGAGCUGAUGGUAGGUGGGAACUAACUCAUUAUAGCCCGCUGCGCCUUUGUUUGUUCACGCCUGAGUGAUCGCCUGGGUAACAACCACAGACCCCGCACAGCUCUCGUUUUACCUACCUGUGGCGCAGCGUCAAUUCUCGGAAGGGCUAUAGAAGGGUGGGCUAUUAAAGGGUUUUACUGUAUUUCAGAUACCCCCCCCCCCCAGUUUUCACUUCAUGAGGAAGAAAAUCCGUCAUUUUUCCGAAAUCCGAAGAUUAAUACGUGCCACCGGGCACUUCAAAAUCCCAUUUAAUUAACAUGGGGAAAUUUGGAAUUUUUGAAAAAUUGAACUCAUGUUCCAGGGUUUAAUCGAAACGUGCCAAACUUUUUCGGGAUUAAAGAAGAGUAUCUACAAAGUAAAACUAUAAUAAUAACUUUUAUUUCCAAUUGUACCCUCACCCUUAUCGCAGCGCUCCAAAUAUGAUCAAAAAACAAAAACCUAAAUUUCUACGUAUUAUUGUUACUUUUUAGCAAUUUUCAUCGUCUUUAUAAUACACAUAAUUAUUAAUAGGCAAC